Molecule: messenger RNA, 15571 nt
Organism: Anguilla rostrata (American eel)
Lineage: Eukaryota; Metazoa; Chordata; Actinopteri; Anguilliformes; Anguillidae
Gene: birc6
Product: baculoviral IAP repeat containing 6
Exons: 76
Coding region: 275-14773 (4832 amino acids)
Biological process (GO): regulation of cytokinesis; apoptotic process
Molecular function (GO): ubiquitin-protein transferase activity
Source: RefSeq, a predicted model, not a curated record
GUGCCCCUAGUGGUGUGGAGUUAGAAAAAAUGGUACUACGCUAGUUCCGUGUAUCUGACAUGUAUCUGCCGGAGAGCGGAGCCCUCAGCUUCCUCAACACUGAUGGUGAAUAGCAGCUGGUGCGGUAACGGGAGGAGGAGCAGUAGCCGCAGAAGGAGACCCAGCAGUGGUAGUACAGCGGUAGUUUGGGAUUCAGUUUUCUAUCUUUUUACACCGACUUGUAACAUCGGAUCUCCCUAAAAAAAGAGAGCGGGGAAGGGAACAUUAAAGAAAGAUGGCGGCCGCGGCCUCGCCGGGCUCCUGCUCGUCCACCUCCUCAGACUGGAUUGUACUGAGAGACGGUUGUCUACGUUGCGACGAGGAGGGCCUGCGCAGCCUCACCUAUCACCCGGCCCUCAACGCUAUCCUGGCCGUAACAAGCCGGGGCAGUAUCAAAGUCAUCGACGGCACUUCAGGGGCCAUACUCCAGGCCUCGGCUUUGCACGCCAAACCUGGAGGGCGCGUGCGUUGGCCCUGUUUCCGCCUGUCUGAGGAGGAUGUGGUCCAGCUGGAGCUGCCCGUCACGGAGGCCCAGCAGAUGCUGUCCGCCUGCCUGGAGAAGGUGGACGUGUCGGGCGCGGAGGGAUACGACCAGUUCAUCACGCAGCUGAAGGACGGGCUGAAGAAUACCUCACACGAGACGGCAGCCAAUCACAAAGUGGCCAAGUGGGCAACCGUGACCUUCCAUCUUCCACACAACGUGCUCAAAGUGGUCACCAGCGCCCUGGUGAACGAGCUGAAGAAGAUUAACCAGAACGUCGCUGCCUUGUCUGUGGCCUCGUCCAUCAUGGACAGGCUGUCCUACCUCUUACCCAGCGCUCGGCCCGAGCUGGGCGUGGGCCCGGGCCGCUCUGUAGAUAGAUCCUUAAUGUACAGUGAGGCUAAUAGGAGGGAAACGUUUACAUCGUGGCCCCACGCGGGCUACCGGUGGGCCCAGCCCGACCCCAUGGCCCAGGCAGGAUUCUACCACCAGCCGGCCUCCACAGGGGACGACCGGGCCAUGUGCUUCACCUGCAGCGUGUGCCUGGUGUGCUGGGAGCCCACAGAUGAACCCUGGUCCGAGCACGAGCGACAUUCCCCCAACUGUCCGUUUGUGAAAGGGGAGCACACUCAGAACGUCCCGCUGUCCGUCACCCUGGCGACCAGCCCCGCCCAGUUCCCCAGCGCCGACGGCUCCGAUAAGAUCGCCUGCUACGGUUUCGGCAGCUGCCCGCACUUCCUGGCCGCCGCCACCAAGCGGGGCAAGAUCUGCAUAUGGGACGUGUCCAAGCUCAUGAAGGUGCACUUGAAGUUUGAAAUCAACCCCUACGAUCCGGCGAUCUUGCGGCAGCUGAUCCUGUCGGGGAGCGAGCAGGGCCCGGGGGCGGAGUCCCGGAGGCCCACGCUCGCCUGGUUAGAGGACUCUUCCAGCUGCUCUGAUAUACCAAAACUGGAGGGAGACAGCGAUGAUCAGCUGGAAGACUCGGACAGCGAAGAGCAUUCCAGGUCAGAGUCUGUGACAGGUGAGGGCACGUCCAAAAGAGAGCAUGGAGGGAACCUGGCUGCGGCUUCAUGGUUGCCUGCACAGCCCGAGAAGCUGCAGUGGGAGGUGGUGGCCAGCGUGCUGGAGGACACCGUCAAGGACCUGGAGGAGCUGGGCGCCAACCCCUCGCUGGCCCAGGCCAAGGCCGACAAGGCCAAGGACAAGCCUGCCGAGCACCACAACAUUCCCUUCCCCUGCCUGCUGGCGGGGGGGCUGCUGAGCUACCGCUCGGCCGCCGGCUCCCCCCUGGCCGCGCCCCCGCCCCCGCGCCGGCCCCUGGACGGCCUGGCCAGGACUCAGGGCCCCGAGGCCCCCGCCGACCCGGCGCCCAUGGAGAUCGAGGCGUGCGGGCCGCCCCCCCCGCCCCCGCCGCCCGCGGUGCGCAGGACUAUGCCCGUGCUGCUGCUCUACAGCAUCAAGGAGUCGGACGAGAAGUCGGGCAAGGUGUUCGCCCAGAUGAACAACCUGAUGAGCAAGAGCCUUCACGAGGAGGGCUUCUCCGUGCCGCAGAUCAUCGAGAUGGAGUUCGACACGCACGAGCAGCUGCUGCUGCAGGACCCGCCCAUCACCUACAUCCAGCAGUUCGCCGACGCCGCCGCCAGCCUGGCGGCGCUGGACGGCGACAAGUGGAGCUCGCUGGUGCCCAAGGCGGGCGCCCUGGUGCAGUGCCUGCGGCUGCCCAAGCCGCUGGAGGAGGAGAACCUGUACGUGGACUCCAUCACGCCCUGCACGGACGGCGUCCACCUGCUGGUGGGCCUGCAGCCCUGCUCGGUGGAGUCGCUCAGCGCCAUCAACCAGGUGGAGGCGCUCAACAACCUCAACAAGCUGCACUCGGCGCUGUGCGGGCGGGCGCCGGGCGAGCUGCAGACGCUGCCCGGCCUGGCCAACGGGACGGGGCUGCGGGGCCAGGCCCACGAGGGGCACGCCGGCGCGCCCGCCCCGACGCCGCUCAUCCUGCCGCCCGAGGAGCAGCCGCGCGCGCCCGGCGGCGGCUACCUGGCGCUCUACAAGCUCAACUACUCCACCCGCAUCGUCACGCUGGAGGAGGAGCCCGUCAAGGUGCAGCACAUCCGGGACGCCCGCGACGCCGUCACCUCGCUGCUGCUGCUCCCGCCGGACGUGCUGGACGGGCGGGAGGACGACAGCGACGAGGCGCUGGAGGAGACCCCCCCGGGGCUGAAGAACGGCACCUCCUCCUCCUCCUCUGCCGCCGCCGCCGCCGCCGCCGCCAAGGAGAAGCGGGGGGACGCGGCGGGGCUGGGCCACCUGGUGGUCACCACUCAGGGAGGGUGCAUCAUGAUCCUGGACCUCUCCAGCCUGGACGUCCUGGCCAGGGUGGAGCCGCCCAAGAAGGACGGGACCGAGGAGCCCGACCCCUUCGUUUCGGUCACCUACUGCUCCGGGACGGACCGGCUCUGCGCUUGCACUAAAGGUGGAGAACUUCAUUUCCUUCAAAUUGGAGGUGUGUGUGACGAUAUCGAUGACGGCGACAUAUUUGUCGAUGGCCCCCUUUCUAAAGGGGCAGAACAGCUGUCAGAAGGGACUAAGCCAUCCUCGAACCCUUCAAGUCCAGGGAUCACAGGAGUUGACCUUCUGGUGGACCAAACGCUGGGCGUGGAGACGCUGACGUCGCUGGUGGAGCUGACGCGCUUCGAGACGCUGACGCCGCGCUUCUCGGCCACGGUGCCGCCCUGCUGGGUGGAGGUGCAGCAGGAGCAGCAGCAGCGCCGCCACCCCCAGCACCUGCACCAGCAGCACCACGGGGACGCCGCCCAGCACACCCGCACCUGGAAGCUGCAGAGUGACAGCUCCAGCUGGGACGAGCACGUGUUUGAACUAGUCUUGCCCAAGGCCUGCAUGGUGGGCCAUGUAGACUUCAAGUUUGUCAUGAACGCCAACAUCACCAACAUUCCUCAGAUCCAGGUCACCCUGCUGAAGAACAAGGCCCCGGGCCUGGGCAAGGUUAACGAGACCGCAGUGGACAGGCAGAUCUCCUUCCCCCUGUCGCACGUUCUCCACGCCAACGGGGAGAGGAACGGACAGCCCCUGCUACACGACUUCACCGAAGACAUCCAGUUCAUGGACGUGGAGGAGACGCCGGGGUCAAGACUUUGCUCCUUUUUGGAGGACCAUAAGGAAGAUAUCCUUUGUGGGCCUGUGUGGUUAGCCAGUGGGCUUGACCUCUCCGGGCAUGCUGGGAUGUUGAGUCUAACAAGCCCCAAACUAGUCAAAGGCAUGGCCGGAGGCAAGUACCGCUCCUUCCUGGUGCACAUCAAGGCGGUGAGCGAGAAGGGCAUGGAGGAGAGCCCCCGGCCCGUGGUGAGGAUGCCCACGGCCAAGCCCCAGAGCAGCAAGGCCCACUCCUUAUCCUCGCUGCUGCAGCGGGCACAGGCCACCAAGGAGAAGGCCUCCACCUCCAAAACAGAGCCUCCACCCCCCUCCAAAAAACCGGACGACCUCCGCGGGUGCGCGCUCCUCCAGGAGGUGUCCGUCACCAUCCGGAGGUUCAAGAAGACCUCCGUACCCAAAGAGAGAGUCCAGCGCUGCGCCAUGCUCCAGUUCCCAGAGUUCCACGAGAAGCUGCUGAACAGCCUGUGCAAGCGGGCGGAGGAGCGGCCGUCCACAGAGCACUCCCAGAGCCUGGUGCUGGACAUCCUGUGCUGGCUGGCCGGGGUCUACUCCAACGGGCCCUGCAGCCUGCGGGAGGGCAAGGAGGGCCUGCUGACGAAGACGAGGAGGCGCCUGACGGACAUCGUCAGGGUGUGCUUCUUCGAGGCGGGCCGCAGCAUUGCCCACAAGUGCGCCCGCUUCCUGGCGCUGUGUAUCAGCAAUGGCAAAGGGGACCCCAGUCAGCAGGGGUUUGGAUCCGCCCUGCUCAAGGCCUUGCUGGACAACAUGCCUUACCUGCCUGCGGCAGCCACGGGCGGCUCCGUGUUCUGGUACUUCGUGCUGCUGAACUACGUGAAGGACGAGGACCUGGCGGGCUGCAGCACGUCCUGCGCCUCCCUGCUGACCGCCGUCUCCCGCCAACUGCAGGACCGGCUGACGCCGCUGGAGGCGCUGCUGCAGACCAGGUACGGUCUGUACAGCUCUCCCUUCGACCCGGUGCUGUUCGACCUGGAGGUCAGCGGCUCGUCCUGCAAGAACGCCUUCAACAGCAGCAUCGGUGUGCAGUCCGACGAGAUCGACCUGUCCGACAUUCUCUCAGGGAAUGGUAAGGUAAGCAGCUGUGCGGCGGCGGAGGGGAGCUUCACUGCGCUCACUGGGCUCCUGGAGGUGGAGCCGCUGCACUUUACUUGCGUCUCCACUAGUGACGGUACUAGGGUGGAGAGGGAUGAUGCAAGUAUGUUCACCGUGAGCACGUUCGGCGUGACCCCGGCGGUGGGCGGGCUCUCGGCGGGCACGGUGGGGGAGGCGUCCACGGCGCUCAGCUCGGCUGCGCAGGUGGCGCUGCAGUCGCUGUCCCACGCCAUGGUGUCUGCAGAGCAGCAGCUGCAGGUGCUGCAGGAGAAGCAGCAGCAGCUGCUCAAACUUCAGCAGCAGAAGGCCAAGCUGGAGGCCAAGCUGCAUCAGACCACCUCUGCGGCGGCGGCGGUGUCCGCGGUGGGGCCCAUCCACAACUCGGUGCCUUCCAACCCCUCCAGCGCCCCCGGCUUCUUCAUACACCCCUCCGACGUCAUCCCGCCCACUCCCAAGACCACGCCCCUCUUCAUGACCCCGCCCCUGACCCCGCCCAACGAGGCGGUGUCGGCCGCCAUCAGCGUGGAGCUGGCGCAGCUGUUCCCCGCCUCCAUCAUCGACCCGCCGCCCGUCAACCUGGCGGCGCACAACAAGAACACCAACAAGGCCAAGCCGAACCCAAUGGGCAGUGGCCUGGCUCUGGCCAUCUCCCAGGCGUCCCACUUCCUCCAGCCCCCGCCUCACCAGUCCAUCAUCAUCGAGCGCAUGCACUCCGGAGCCCGGCGGUUCGUGACGCUGGACUUUGGCCGGCCGGUCCUGCUGACGGACGUGCUGAUCCCCACCUGCGGCGACCUGGCCUCCCUGUCCAUCGACAUCUGGACCCUGGGGGAGGAGGUGGACGGGCGCCGCCUGGUGGUGGCCACCGAUAUCAGCACGCACUCGCUGAUCCUGCACGACCUCCUGCCCCCGCCCGUCUGCAGGUUCAUGAAGAUCACUGUGAUUGGGCGGUACGGCAGCACGAACGCGCGGGCCAAGAUCCCGCUGGGCUUCUACUACGGCCACACCUACAUCCUGCCGUGGGAGAGCCCGAUGCACCUGGCCAUGAUGGUUGGCCUGCAGGAGGACAUCCAGUGCAGGUACAACCUGGCAUGCCACCGGCUGGAGACCCUGCUGCAGAACAUCGACCUGCCGCCGCUCAACAGCGCCAACAACGCGCAGUACUUCCUGCGCAAGCCGGACAAGGCGGUGGAGGAGGACACGCGCGUGUUCUCGGCCUACCAGGACUGCAUCCAGCUGCAGCUGCAGCUCAACCUGGCGCACCACGCCGUGCAGCGGCUGCGCGUCUCCCUGGGCGCCAGCCGCAAGCAGCUGCCCGACGCCUACGACCCCCGGGAGCUGAUCCAGAACUCGUCCACCGAGCAGCUGCGCACCAUCAUACGCUACCUGCUGGACACGCUGCUCAGCCUGCUGCACUCCUCCAACGGCCACUCGGUGCCCUCGGUGCUGCAGAGCACGUUCCACGCCCAGGCCUGCGAGGAGCUCUUCAAGCACCUGUGCAUCAGCGGCACGCCCAAGAUCCGGCUCCACGCCGGGCUGCUCCUGGUGCAGCUGUGCGGCGGGGAGCGCUGGUGGGGCCAGUUCCUGUCCAACGUCCUGCAGGAGCUGUACAACUCCGAGCAGCUGCUCGUCUUCCCCCAGGACAGGGUCUUCAUGCUCCUGUCCUGCAUCGGCCAAAGAUCCCUGAGCAACAGCGGCGUGCUGGAGGGCCUGCUCAACCUGCUGGACAGCCUGCUGUCGCCCCUCCAGCAGCCCGCCGCGGCCGCCGCCGCCCAGUGGCGCACCGAAGGUGUGCUGGACAUCCCCAUGAUCAGCUGGGUGGUGAUGCUGGUGUCCCGGCUGCUGGACUACGUGGCCAGCGUCGAGGACGAGGCCGCCGCCGCCAAGAAGCACCUGGGCGGCAAAGAACGCGACCGCGUCAUCACAGGGAAUCAGUGGAGCUUUAUAAACAACAGCCUUCAGUCCCAGAACCUGAACAGAUCGACCAAAGGCAACAGCAGCCUGGACCGCUUGUACUCGAGGAAGAUCCGCAAACAGCUGGUCCACCACAAGCAGCAGUUAAAUUUAUUGAAAGCAAAACAGAAAGCUCUGGUGGAGCAAAUCGAGAAGGAGAAGAUCCAGAGCAACAAGGGCUCCUCUUACAAGCUGCUGGUGGAGCAGGCCAAGCUGAAGCAAGCCACGUCUAAGCACUUUAAGGACCUGAUCCGGCUGCGGCGGACGGCGGAGUGGCCGCGCUCCACGCUGGACACGGAGGCCACGGCGGCCAAGGAGGCGCCGGAGGUGGAGCCGCUGCCCUUCACGCUGUCGCACGAGCGCUGCAUCUCCGUGGUGCAGAAGCUCGCCCUCUUCCUGCUCUCCAUGGACUUCACCUGCCACGCCGACCUGCUGCUCUUCGUCUGCAAGGUUUUGGCCAGGAUCGCCAAUGCCACCAGACCCACAAUCCACCUGUGCGAGGUGGUGAGCGAGCUGCAGCUGGAGAGGCUGCUGCUGUUGCUGGUGGGGACUGACUUCAACAGGGGGGACAUCUCCUGGGGUGGGGCCUGGGCCCAAUUCUCCCUCACCUGCAUGGUGCAGGACAUCCUGGCAGGUGAACUGCUGUCCCCGGUGUCGCUGGAGGGGAUGGAGGAGGGCGCCGUUGGCGAGGAGGCGGGGGCGUCGGCCGGGGAUUCGGACGACUCCCUCCCUCAGCCGACCCCCAUCCCCCUGGUGGAGACCAUGGACGAGGCGCUGGCCCCGGACAUGAUCUCAGGUGCUCCACCUCUAUCAUCUUUGGAAAAAGAUAAAGACAUAGACUUUGACUUGCUACAAGACCUCAUGGAUGUUGAUAUUGAUCCUUUAGAUAUUGAUUUGGAAAAAGAUCCCCUCGCCGCCAAAGUCUUUAAGCCUAUUAGCAGCACCUGGUAUGAUUACUGGGGCGCUGACUACGGCACGUAUAGUUACAAUCCUUACGUAGGGGGCGUGGGCAUCCCCGCGUCCAAACCGCCAGUCGCCACCGAGAAGCCUGGGUCCCAGAGCCUCUCUGUGUCUGUGUCGCAAGCGCUGGACGCCCGUCUGGAGGUGGGCCUGGAGCAGCAGGCUGAGCUCAUGCUGAAGAUGAUGGCCACACUGGAGGCCGACUCCAUCCUGCAAGCGCUGACCUCCACCUCCCCCACAGUGUCUCAGUCUGCCAACGGCACGGACGACUCCCUGCUGCGGGGGCUCCACGGCUCCCCCCCGGGCAGUGGGCUGAUGGUACAGUCCUCCUCCAUCCCCAUGCUGAGUGCCUGCUUUAACAAGCUCUUUUCCAUGCUCCAGGUGCACCACGUGCAGCUGGAGUCCCUGCUGCAGCUCUGGCUCACGCUGAGUCUCAACUCGUGCUCUGGGGGCAGCGAGGAGAGCAGCUCCGACGUCUUCUUAUUCAACGCCAGCCGAGUACCCACAAUCCCCCUCAACCAAGCCUCCAUCAGCAGCUUCCUGACGGUGCUGGCCUGGUACCCCAACACCUCGCUGCGCACCUGGUGCCUGGUGCUGCACAGCCUGACGCUCAUGACCAACAUGCAGCACAGCCCCGGCUCCAGUAACGGGAUGGGGGCCCCGGAGAGCACGGCCCAGCAGAUGGUCUCGGACCCCACGCUCGUGCACGUCCUCGUGCGCUUCCUGUCCGGAGGCAACCCCCACGGCACCAGCCAGCACAGCUCUCAGGUUGGGCCCACAGCAACACAAGCUAUGCAAGAGUUUCUCACCAGACUUCAAGUGCACCUUUCCUCAACCUGCCCCCAGAUGUUCAGUGAAUUCCUGCUCAAACUCAUGCACAUAUUAUCAACCGAAAGGGGGCCGUUCCAGUCGGGCCAAGGCCCGCUGGACGCGCAGGUGAAGCUGCUGGAGUUCACGCUGGAGCAGAACUUCGAGGCGGUGUCGGUGAGCACCAUCGCGGCGGUCAUCGAGUCCAUCACCUUCCUGGUGCACCACUACAUCACGUGCGCGGACAAGGUGGUGUCGCGCAGCGGCUCCGACAGCUCGGUGGGCGCCCGCGCCUGCUUCGGCGGCCUGUUCGCCAACAUCAUCCGGCCCGGCGACGCCAAGGCGGCGUUCGGCGAGAUGACGCGCGACCAGCUGAUGUUCGACCUGCUGAAGCUGGUCAACGCGCUGGUGCAGCUGCCGCUGUCGGCCGACCGCGAGCACAGCGGGCGCCUGCCCGCCGCCGGCAGCGCCGCCUCCGACAGCGUCUCCGACGAGGAGAAGGUCUGCGGCAGCAAGGAGGGCCCCGCCGGGGCCGCCGCCGCCCACCAGGGCCCUGCCGCCGGCGUGGCCGACCUGGUGCUGGCCAACCAGCAGAUCAUGAGCCAGAUCCUGUCCGCCCUGGGCCAGUGCAACAGCAGCGCCAUGGCCAUGAUCAUAGGUGCCAGCGGCCUCCACCUGACCAAGCACGAGAACUUCCACGGCGGGCUGGACGCCAUCUCCGUGGGCGACGGGCUCUUCACCAUCCUCACCACGCUGAGCAAGAGGGCCACGUCGGUGCAGGUCAUGCUGCAGCCCAUCCUCACCUACAUGGCCUGCGGGUACAUGGGCCGGCAGGGCUCUCUGUCCACCUGCCAGCUGUCUGAGCCUCUGCUCUGGUUCAUCCUGAGGGUGCUGGACACCAGCGAGGCUCUCAAGGCCUUCCAUGACAUGGGCGGGGUGCAGCUGAUCUGUAAUAACAUGGUGACGAGCACGCGGGCCAUCGUCAACACGGCGCGCAGCAUGGUCUCCACCAUCAUGAAGUUCCUGGACUCGGGUCCGGGGAAGGCUGCGGACGGCAGCCUGAAGGCCCGCGUGCUGGCCUCCGAGCCCGACAACGCCGAGGGGCUGCACAACUUCGCCCCGCUCGGCACCAUAACCUCCAGCAGCCCUACGGCCCAGCCGGCGGAGGUGCUGCUGCAGGCCACGCCCCCGCACCGCCGCGCCCGCUCCGCCGCCUGGUCCUACAUCUUCCUGCCGGAGGAGGCGUGGUGCGACCUGACCAUCCACCUGCCCGCCGCGGUCCUCCUGAAGGAGCUGCACAUCCAGCCCCACCUGGCCUCGCUCGCCACCUGCCCCUCCUCGGUUUCCGUGGAGAUCAGCGCAGACGGGGUGAACAUGCUGCCCCUCUCCACGCCGGUCCUCACCAGCGGCCUCACCUACAUCAAGAUCCAGCUGGUGAAGGCGGAGGUGGCGUCGGCCGUGUGCCUGAGGCUCCACCGGCCCCGCGACGCCAGCACCCUGGGCCUGUCCCAGAUCAAGCUCCUGGGUCUCACCGCCUUCGGGAACACCUCCUCCGCCACCGUCAACAACCCCUUCCUGCCCUCCGAGGACCAGGUCUCCAAAACCAGCAUCGGCUGGCUGCGGCUGCUGCACCACUGCCUGACGCACGUGAGCGACCUGGAGGCCAUGAUGGCGAGCGCGGCGGCGCCCACCGCCAACCUGCUGCAGACCUGCGCCGCCCUGCUCAUGUCGCCCUACUGCGGCAUGCACUCGCCCAACAUCGAGGCCGUGCUGGUGAAGAUCGGCCUGCAGUCCACCCGCAUCGGCCUCAAGCUCAUCGACAUCCUGCUGCGCAACUGCGCCGCCUCCGGCACCGACCCCGCCAAUUUAAACAGUCCUCUACUCUUUGGAAGGCUAAACGGCCUGUCCUCCGACUCCACCAUCGAUAUCCUCUACCAGCUUGGGACGACGCAAGACCCUGGGACCAAAGACAGGAUCCAGGCCCUGCUGCAGUGGGUCCAGGACUCCUCGCGCGUGGCGGCCCUGAAGAGGAGCGGUCACAUGGGCUACGUCAGCUCCAGCGGCUCCCCGAGGGAGUACGGCCUGCUCAUGCCCUCGCCCUCCCACCUGCACUGCGUGGCGGCCAUCUUGUGGCACAGCUACGAGCUGCCCGUGGACUACGACCUGCCCGUGCUGCUCAACAGGGAGCUCUUCGAGCUGCUGUACGGCUGGUCCAUGUCCCUGCCCUGUAACAUGGUGCUGAAGAAGGCGGUGGACAGCCUGCUGUGCUCCAUGUGUCACAUCCACCCCAGCUACUUCUCCCUGCUGAUGGGCUGGAUGGGCAUCAUCGCCCCGCCCCCGGCGCGCUCCCAGGCCCAGCACCGCCUCUCCAUGACCGACGACGGCAAGAAGCAGCAGGACCUGAGCGCGGCGGCGCAGACGGACGACUCCAAGCACGCGCAGGCGCCCAUCACGCUGUCCGAGUCGCAGCUGGCCACGCUGGCGGCCGCCUCGCAGUCGCCGGAGGCCAUCAAGCAGCUGCUGGACUCGGGCCUGCCGUCGCUGCUGGUGCGCAGCCUGGCCAGCUUCUGCUGCGGCCUGCUGUCCAGCUCCGACCUGCCGCUGCCCGCGCCCGCCGAGCCGCCCGCCGGCUCCGAGCGCGCCCGGCGCCACCACGCCGCGCCGGCGGCCAGCCGCAUGCCCCUGACGGCCGAGCUGGUGGCGCCCGUGCUGCGCUUCCUCACCGACGUGGGCAACAGCCACGCCAUGAAGGACUGGCUGGGCGGGCCCGAGGUGAACCCGCUGUGGACCGCCCUCCUCUUCCUCCUCUGCCACUCCAGCGCCAGCGCCGGCGGCGGCCACGCCCAUGCCGCCUCCGCCCCGCCCCCGCAGCCCUCGGGCUCCCGCUAUUCGCUGGCCUCCUCGGCCCGCGGGGGCGGGCUCACCACGCAGCAGAGGACGGCCAUCGAGAACGCCACCGUGGCCUUCUUCCUGCAGUGCAUCUCCUGUCACCCCAACAACCAGCGGCUCAUGGCCCAGGUGCUGUGCGAGCUCUUCCAGUCGGCCCCGCAGCGGGGGAACGUGCCCAUCUCCGGCAACAUCUCCGGCUUCAUCCGCCGCCUCUUCCUGCAGCUCAUGCUGGAGGACGAGAAGGUCACCGUCUUCUUGCAGUCCCCCUGCCCGUUGUACAAGGGCCGCAUCAACGCCACCAGUCAUGUGAUCCAGCACCCGAUGUACGGAGCGGGGCACAAGUUCCGCACCCUGCACCUCCCCAUCUCCACCACCCUCGCUGAAGUAUUGGACCGGGUGUCAGACACCCCGAGCAUCACAGCCAAGCUGAUCAACGAGCAGAAGGAGGACAAGGAGAAGAAGAACCACGAGGAGAAGGAGAAGAUGAAGGCCGACAGCGGCUUUCAGGACAACUACAGCGUGGUGGUGGCCUCAGGCCUCAAGUCCCAGUCGAAGAGGGCGGUCUCCACCCCGCCCCGCCCCCCUUCUAGGCGGGGCCGGGUGAUGAGCGACAAGCUCACGGCCUCGUCGGGGGUGGACUCCUCCUCCAAAACCAUCAGCGUGCCCGUCUUCCACCUCUACCACAAGCUCCUGCCAGGUCAGCCCCUCCCUGCGGAGAUGACCCUGGCCCAGCUCCUCACCCUCCUGUACGACCGCAAGCUGCCCCAGGGCUACCGCUCCAUCGACCUGACGGUCAAACUGGGCUCCAAGGUCAUCUCCGACCCCGGCCUCUCCAAAACAGACUCCUUCAAGCGCCUGCGCACCGAGAAAGAGCACGCGGACAUGCUGAACGCCUGCCCAGAGGACGAGCCCAUGGCGGCGGGCGAGGACGGCCUGGAGGCCGCCAUCGACGAGUCGCUGCUGGAGACCGGGCCCAUCCAGUCGCCCCUGCAGGUGUUCGCCGGGAUGGGGGGCCUGGCGCUGAUCGCCGAGAGGCUGCCCAUGCUGUACCCCGACAUCAUCCAGCAGGUAAGCCCCCAAAUGCUGUACCCCGACAUCAUCCAGCAGCACCAGGAGAAGCCAGACAGCGACCAGUUCGAGUGGGUGACCAUCGAGCAGUCGGGCGAGCUGGUGUACGAGGCGCCGGAGACCAUCGCGGCCGAGCCGCCGCCCAUCAAGUCGGCGGUGCAGACCAUGUCGCCCAUCCCCGCCCACUCGCUGGCCGCCUUCGGCCUCUUCCUCAGGCUGCCCGGCUACGCCGAGGUGCUGCUGAAGGAGCGGAAGCACGCCCAGUGCCUGCUGCGCCUGGUGCUCGGCGUCACCGACGACGGCGAGGGCAGCCACAUCCUGCAGUCGCCGUCGGCGAACGUGUUACCCACGCUGCCCUUCCACGUGCUGCGGACGCUGUUCAGCACCACGCCCCUCACCACGGACGACGGCGUGCUGCUGCGCCGCAUGGCUCUGGAGAUCGGCGCCAUCCACCUGAUCCUGGCCUGCCUGUCCGCCCUCAGCCACCACGCGCCCCGCAUCCCCAACGCCAGCGCCAACCAGGCUGAGCCUCAGAUGUCCAGCGGGCACGCGGGCGGCACCAGCGAGGAGCAGCAGCUGUACUGGGCCAAGGGCACCGGCUUCGGCACGGGCUCCACCGCCUCGGGCUGGGACGUGGAGCAGGCCCUCACCAAGCAGCGCCUGGAGGAGGAGCACGUCACCUGCCUGCUGCAGGUCCUGGCCAGCUACAUCAACCCGGCGGGCUGCGCGGGCCCCGGGGGGGAGGCCCCCGCGGGGGAGGGCCGGGGCCACAACAGCAACGCCCUGCCCCCGGUGCUGCAGGAGCUGCUGAGCCAGUCCUGCCUGAUCCCGGCCAUGUCGUCCUACCUGCGCAACGACUCCGUGCUGGACAUGGCGCGGCACGUGCCCCUGUACCGGGCCCUUCUGGAGCUCCUGCGGGCCAUCUCCACCAGCACCGCCCUGGUGCCCCUGCUGCUGCCCCUCUCGGGCGACCCUGGCGACGAGGAGGAGGAAGAGGAGCGCUCCGAGUGCCAGACCUCAGUGGGCAUGCUGCUGGCCAAGAUGAAGACCUGCGUGGACACCUACACCAACCGGCUCAGGUCGAAGAAGGACAAGAGCAAAGGGGUGGCGAAGGCGGAGUCCUCGGACCCGGAGCCCGAGGGCCUGACCCUGCUGGUGCCCGACAUCCAGAAGACGGCCGAGAUCGUCUACGCCGCCACCACCAGCCUGAGGCAGGCCAACCAAGAGAGGAAGCUGGCCGAGUCUUCCAAGAAAGCCUCCACCCGACCCAAGCCCCUCUCCAUCCUGCGUUCCCUGGAGGAGAAGUACGUGGCCGCCAUGAAGAAGCUGCAGUUCGACACCUUCGAGAUGGUCUCGGAGGACGAGGACGGCAAGCUGGUGUUCAAGGUCAACUACCACUACAUGUCUCAGGUGAAGAACGCCAGCGAUGCCAACAGCGCCGCCCGCGCCCGCCGCCUGGCGCAGGAGGCCGUCACCCUCUCCACCUCGCUGCCCCUGUCGUCCUCGUCCAGCGUCUUCGUGCGCUGCGACGAGGAGCGGCUGGACAUCAUGAAGGUCCUCAUCACCGGUCCUGCUGACACGCCCUAUGCCAACGGCUGCUUCGAAUUCGACGUGUACUUUCCCCAGGACUACCCCAACUCGCCCCCCCUGGUGAACCUGGAGACCACUGGGGGGCACAGCGUGCGCUUUAACCCAAAUCUUUACAACGACGGCAAAGUGUGUUUAAGUAUACUCAACACCUGGCAUGGGAGACCGGAGGAGAAGUGGAACCCUCAAACCUCUAGCUUUUUACAGGUGCUGGUGUCGGUGCAGUCCCUCAUCCUGGUGGCAGAGCCCUACUUUAACGAGCCCGGGUACGAGCGCUCCCGCGGCACGCCCAGCGGCACGCAGAGCUCCCGCGAGUACGACGGCAACAUCCGCCAGGCCACCGUCAAGUGGGCCAUGCUGGAGCAGAUGCGCAACCCGUCGCCCUGCUUCAAAGAGGUGAUCCACAAGCACCUGUACCUGAAGAGAGCGGAGAUCAUCGCUCAGUGCGAGGAGUGGAUCGCCGACAUCCAGCAGUACAGCAGCGACAAGCGUGUGGGCCGCACCAUGUCCCACCACGCCGCCGCGCUCAAGAGGCACACGGCCCAGCUGAGAGAGGAGCUUCUGAAGCUGCCCUGUCCCGAGGGCCUGGAGCCCGACGGAGAAGAGUUCUCAGAGAAGAGCGUGGCCCUCCUGGCCAAGGAGCCGCCCAAUCAGGACGCGGAGAAGCCGAGUGGCAGCCAGGACGCCCACUGCAGCGACGGCCAGCUAUGAGCUCCUCCCACAACCUCCCCCUGACCCGCCCACCCGACCCCCCGGGCCACUCCUCCUCGCCACUCUUACUAUUGAUAUUAAAUAGACUUGAUGGCUUCGAAGCACAAGCCAACAUUUUGUCAAUAUUUGUAUGUAAGAAUCUAAUUAAGUAAUAUCUAAAAAUGAGAAGGAAAAAAAGAAACAAAACAAAAAAACACACACCUGACGAAAGGAAGAGAAAAAAGACAAAAAUCCCACAAAACUAUGCUAUGCCCAUAAUAAGACAGUCCAAACAAACAAAAUUAUCUUUUAUUUACCUGUAAAAGAGUGUAAACUUUUUUGUGCUUUUAUUUUUCAAUUGUGAAAUAACCACUGAUUGGUAUGUUAUUAAACUUGUUUAUGUAUACAUAAUGGCAGAGGAAAUCACGAAUAUAUAAGGGAACUACCUUUAGAAAAGAAUGUUUACUGAAUGUUAAUUUACAUUUUUUUUUGACUGUUAGUGCAAGGACAGUUGUAACCAAGAAUAUAUUGGUCAUUCUUUAAGGAUACUAUUUAAAAGAAAAAGUUUAAAACACAUACACUUCUUCAAUUUAAGGAAUCUUCUGGUUGCCCAUUUACAUUGCUUAUUUGAUUUCUACAGACUCCUGUAUACUUCAAUAAAGGCUUGAAUGGACAUUCUUUAUCGCUAUGGUUACUCGUUACCUUUUUACUGGGCGGAUGACAUGUUCAGUAAAAUGCGUACACUGAUAUUUUUUUUUCUUUGCCUCACUAAUUCUAAAUGCAAGUUUAAUAAAUGCAACCUGUUUUACUUUGCUCGAA